This is a messenger RNA of Nematolebias whitei (Rio pearlfish), 2794 nucleotides long. Its product is annotated as spermatid perinuclear RNA-binding protein. The coding region runs from base 311 to 2362 and encodes 683 amino acids. Gene Ontology annotation, molecular function: single-stranded RNA binding; double-stranded RNA binding. The transcript is spliced from 18 exons. Gene Ontology annotation, cellular component: precatalytic spliceosome. The record is from RefSeq and is a predicted model, not a curated record. Lineage: Eukaryota; Metazoa; Chordata; Actinopteri; Cyprinodontiformes; Rivulidae.
GGAUCGUUGGCAGCAGGUUGGCCGGAUACAGUCGCUGCUGUUCCCGCUCCGACCUCACGCUGUCCGGACACAAAGUGACGCCAGAGAGGGGCUCCGGGACGGUUUCUGGACACUUUAAAACCCGCGAAAGCAAACUGUUAUUGGAGACUGUGACCGGCUGAGCUUCUGGAUCACCUCUCGGUGGUCGGCGGACACUCGUUGGAGUGAGACUGAAGAGGCUGACAGCUGGGAGGAGUUGGACUGCAUGAGGAGGCUGAGCGACAGGACUCUGGUCCUCACGUAGAACCCCCCUCCACCACACCGCCUGGACAUGAGGUUGUUUCGAUCGUUUGCGAAUGACGACCGCCAUGUCAUGGCCAAACAUGCCAGCGUUUAUCCGGCCCCAGAGGAGCUGGAGGCCGUCCAGACGCUGGUGUCCACAGUGGAGGGAGCCCUGAAGAAGGUCUCUGAUUGGAUGGAUGGCCUCAAAACGUCCUCGGGGAAGACAUCCACCAGUGAUGAUGUUGAGGGCAAAAAUGAGGAGGAAGAUGCUGCUGAGGCAGAGUGUGACGGUACAUCGGUGCUGUGCGGGGUGACGCGUGUUGGCCUGGUGGCCAAAGGCCUGCUGAUCAAACACGACAUGAACCUGGAGCUGGUGCUGAUGUGCAGAGAGAAACCCACCAAGCUGCUGCUGUACACCAUCAGCGCCAACCUCCCCCUGCAGAUCCAGACGAUGACAGACGAGAAAUAUGAAGUGAGGUCGUGCGUUCCCGAGGCAGCGAUCCAGGUCUGCAGCACCAAAGACCCCCAGCUCUCGCUGAAGAUCACCCUCUCCUCUUUAGCCAUGAGCGAAGAACACGGCACCGGAGACGAGGAGGGCGAUCAGGAUGGCGAUGAGGAGAAGGAGGAGAACGAUAGAAAGGAGGUGGAGGAGGAGAAGGAGGAGGAAGAUGCCCUAGACAGACAGAAGUGCCAGGCUGCACUGGCUGCGCUCCGACACGCCAAGUGGUUCCAGGCCCGGGUCACAGAUCUCAAGUCCUGUGUCAUCAUUUUGAGGAUUCUAAGAGAGAUGUGCAACCGCCUGCCGGAGUGGCAGCCUCUCAAAGGAUGGCCGCUGGAGCUGAUCUGUGAAAAGGCCUUAGCCACCUGUAACCGGCCAUUGGGUCCAGGUGAAGCCCUACGCCGCGUCAUGGAGUGCAUCGCCUCAGGAAUCCUUUUACCAGGUGGUCCAGGAGUUCAUGACCCCUGUGAGAGGGAACCCACAGACGUCCUGUCUGACCUCAGCGCCCAGCAGGCUGAUGUCAUCACACACAAUGCGCAGCAUGCGUUACGCCUUGUAGCAUUUGGACAGCUUUACAAGGUCUUGAAUAUGGAUCCUCUGCCAGCCAGUAAGCCCUGCUCAAGGCUGUUAGAAGGUGGCUGUCUGAAGAGGCACCGGGAGGAUGUGGGGUCAGAAGAUGGAGACCUCAUCAAAAGGAUGAAAGUCCUGGACUGGAGAAUGACUGAUCCAAACCAUCCCAUGAACGCUCUGAUGCGCCUGAACCAAAUCCACCCGGGCCUUCAGUACCGCCUUCUGUCCCAGUCUGGUCCAGUCCACGCUCCCGUCUUCACCAUGUCUGUGGAGAUUCAGGGAACCACCUACCAGUCCACUGGGAACUCCAAAAGGACCGCCAAGCUCCAAGUCGCCCUCAAGGCGCUGCAGGCUCUGGGCUACGUGCUCCGCUGCGACGGAGACUUGGACUCACUGAGCGCCGACGAGAAGUCCGACGGCGAGGGCAAGAACGACAGGAUGUCCACCAGCUCCAGCUCCACGUCGGUCACCUCCUCCACAGAGACACAGGAGUCCAGAGCUCCAGGUCCGAUCCUGACGGCGGGAGGGAAAAACCCGGUGAUGGAGCUGAACGAGAAGCGCCGUGGACUGAAAUAUGAGCUGAUCUCAGAAAGUGGGAGCAGCUACGACAAACGCUUCAUCAUAGAGGUGGAGGUGGACAAACAGGUUUUUCGGGGAACUGGACCCAAUAAGAAAGUAGCCAAAGCCAGUGCAGCGCUGGUUGCUCUGAACAGCCUGUUCUCUGGCUCCAAGUCUGCAACCAACAAGAAGAAACGACCCAACCCUCCUCCGAAACGACCCGUGGCGUCCGUGCUGACCAUCCCAACCCUCGCAGCCAGACCUCCUCGGAUCCCCAUGAUCCCCAGAGCGCCGUACAUCAGCUCCCCGCCUACGCACAGCUACAUCCCUCCAGGUUUUGGCGCUCCUUAUGGCUACAGCCCUGCAGGCGCCCUUCCUGCUUACGGUGGUCUGUACAUUGACAGUGCCUACUACCAGCCGCAGACCAUAGCCACGCCUAUAAUCAUCCACCUGGGCCCUCAGGACCUGUUCUGACCCCCCUGACGUUCUGGGACCAGAUCUCCCAUUUAAUCUCUCGUCUUUUAUUAAAGUCUGUCAGCGCCUUCCUGUUCCCUCGAUGCCACAGGCUGCAGCAAUAAAGCAAUAUGCAAGAAGAGGACACCUCGGGCGACGCCGGUCCAGGUCUGGUUUCUGUUAGAAAGGGGGGGACGCGAUCCAGACUGAGGAAAUGUCAAUGAAACGCAAGCAAUACUCAGACGGCACUCGGGGCUCGCUAGGGCCUCUGAAGGCAGUGACCGAAAUCUGAAAGGGGACUUCAACAUGACAGACUGUAAAUACAAUAUUUAUUAUCUGUAAUCAUAAAUGUGUUUUAAUGAAACAUAAACUGACAUUUUAAUAGAUUUGAAUAUAAACGAUCCAGCAGCGGCUGAAGAAAUGUUUCUGACUGUAAAUACUGUAUUGACUGAA